AGCGGGGGGAGCGGGGAGGAGGGGGCUCGGCCGCCGCCGCCGCUGCCGCCAUGGAGGCCAACUGGACCGCGUUCCUGUUCCAGGCCCAUGAAGCCUCCCAUCACCAACAGCAGGCAGCACAGAACAGCUUGCUGCCCCUCCUGAGCUCUGCUGUGGAGCCCCCUGAUCAGAAGCCGUUGCUUCCAUUACCAAUAACUCAGAAACCUCAGGCACCACCAGAAACAUUAAAGGAUGCCAUUGGGAUUAAAAAAGAAAAACCUAAAACCUCCUUUGUGUGCAAUUACUGCAGUAAAGCUUUCAGGGACAGCUACCACCUGAGACGUCAUCAGUCCUGCCACACUGGGAUAAAGUUAGUGUCACGGCAAAAGAAAACCCCUACCACAGUGGUACCCCUUAUCUCCACUAUCGCCGGAGACAACAGCCGAACUUCGUUGGUCUCAACCAUUGCAGGCAUCUUGUCAACAGUUACUACAUCUUCCUCUGGCACUAACCCUAGCAGCAGUGCCAGUUCCACUGUUAUGCCAGUGACACAGACAGUCAAGAAGCCCAGUAAGCCAGUCAAGAAGAACCAUGCUUGUGAGAUGUGUGGGAAGGCCUUCCGAGAUGUCUACCACCUUAACCGGCACAAGCUCUCUCAUUCAGAUGAGAAGCCCUUUGAAUGUCCUAUUUGCAAUCAGCGCUUCAAGAGGAAGGAUCGGAUGACUUACCAUGUGAGGUCUCAUGAAGGAGGCAUCACCAAACCAUAUACUUGCAGUGUUUGUGGGAAAGGCUUCUCGAGGCCUGACCACUUAAGCUGUCAUGUAAAACAUGUCCAUUCAACAGAGAGACCCUUCAAAUGCCAAUUUUCCUCCCUCAUGCAGACAUGCACUGCUGCCUUUGCCACCAAAGACAGACUGCGGACACAUAUGGUUCGCCAUGAAGGAAAGGUAUCUUGUAAUAUCUGUGGUAAACUUCUGAGUGCAGCGUAUAUCACCAGCCACUUAAAGACACAUGGGCAGAGCCAAAGUAUCAACUGUAAUACAUGUAAACAAGGCAUCAAUAAAACAUGUAUGAAUGAAGAGACCAGCAACCAGAAGCAGCAGCAGCAGCAGCAGCAUGUGACCAGCUGGCCAGGGAAGCAGGUAGAGACACUGAGAUUGUGGGAAGAAGCUGUCAAGGCAAGAAAAAAAGAAUGUCAGUUCACCUUUGAGAAGGCUAUAGAGUACGUACCAUUCGAAGCUGCUAACCUGUGCCAAACCUCCACGGCUGCUACGACACCUGUGACUCUUACUACUCCAUUCAAUAUAACUUCCUCUGUGUCGUCUGGGACAAUGUCAAACCCAGUCACAGUGGCAGCUGCAAUGAGCAUGAGAAGUCCAGUAAAUGUUUCAAGUGCAGUUAAUAUAACCAGCCCAAUGAAUAUAGGGCACCCUGUAACUAUAACCAGUCCACUAUCCAUGACCUCUCCAUUAACACUCACCACCCCAGUCAACCUCCCCACCCCAGUCACUGCCCCCGUGAAUAUAGCACACCCAGUCACUAUUACAUCUCCAAUGAACCUACCCACACCAAUGACAUUAGCUGCCCCACUAAAUAUAGCAAUGAGACCUGUAGAGAGCAUGCCUUUCUUACCCCAAGCUUUGCCCACAUCACCACCUUGGUAAACAGUGUUAUUAAAAAAAAAGUUAAAGUAAAUAUUUACCAGCAACAUUUUUUAGUUUAUUAAAGCAAAAGUCAAACCAAGAAAUUGGAAGAUCUUAUUACACUAGUUAAUGAAAGACUAAAUAGCAUUUUUCUCCAAUUUGGGAUUUUUCAAAGUAGGGUGUGCAAAGUGAUCACUGGACCACUUCUGUUUAAGCAGGCUUUUUCCUUUAGCUCACAGCAAUGUUGAAAUGGGAUAGUAGUUGAUGAGAUGAAAUACCACAAAUAAAAUCAGACGUAUGAAGUGAAACACACAUGUGCAAAAAAGUAGCAUUAUUGUUUUUAUCCCAGAAAUUAUCCUGACUAGGAAAUCAUUUUGCUUUAAACACUAGCAGAACUCUUCCUCUCCCAAAUAGGGUGGAUGGCUGAUUUUUAACCUGCCAUUUAUGAGGGCUAGUGUAGAAUUAUCUACAUUUAAUGUUUUUAUGAGUAAAUGCAUUACAUUGUCAUAAUAAAAUGCAUUUCAGAGAAUAUGCAUUUUACCUUUGGGAAUAUGUUAAUUUCAGGCAGCAUUCCCUAUGGGAAAGGUGAUACCAGCUCUGAUAUGCAAAGCAUAUGAUAAUUUAUCAUUCUAACUUCAACAUAUAAUAGGGAUUGUGACCUGAUAUUUGGAGAUGUAAAUAUUGCUCAGCUUAUUAAUCCUGAUGGAAUAUAGCAUUGUAGUUGACUUUUUAAAAAAAGAAAAAAAGACAAAAACAAAAAUUGUGUUUGGUAAGGAAAGGCUGCUCCUGACAGAGGAGGAGACAAAAGUAUGUGGGCAGGGAGGCUCCUGGCCUACCUGGACCUCUGGGACUCUUAUUCAAGAGCCAAGGAGUACUUUGGAAUACUUAAGAAAUAUUGCUUUAAAAUUGGAAGACGCUGGAGGCACUUAGAUGUGAUGUAUAUGCCCCUCUCUCUCCCAAUCAAAACCUGUUGAUAUUGCAACAGGGACAGAUGUGUUAGUUGCUCACUAGAAGUUUUGUCUUAUAUUAAAUUGUAUACAGUUUUUAUUCUAACCACUAACUAGGUAGUAUGCCCCUUCAGGACAAGCAGAGUGUGUGUUUUUUUUUAAUUUCUCUUUCCCUAUUUUCUUAAUCAAGUGUUGUGCAGAUCUGUUGACUUUUGUAAAUAUUUACAUCAUCACUUUUUUUCCUUAAUUUUUUUUUUAAUUAAAGAAAACACUUCUAUCAACUUUGUGGUGUUUUCAGGGAGGCAGCUGUCUGAGCUCCCUGCAGAAACCCUGCAAUAAUCACACACGUUGAGACAUGUGCUUUUUGUUUCUUAGCAGAAUGUUUUUUCUGUACAUAACGUAGAAACCAAAAGCUAGGAAAACAGAUACUCUUUAGACCAUCAUGCCACACAUUAAUGUUUUAGAAACAUUGUUUAAAAGAAAAUCCAAAAUCAAGACUCUACACGAUCUUUUUUUUAAGUUGCAAUUUGUGUGUGUUUUGUUUUUUGUUUUUAAUCUUGCAGUUGAGAGAAAUGGAAAUUAGUUGUGUUAAUCUUGCAGAAUGUUUGCAGGACUAUCAAACUGGACGACUUCCGUUUGUACCCUCUGUGUCAGUCCAAACAUCAAAAUACCUUGCUUUCUGAGGCAGACUUCCUACAUCAGGGACAGGUAUCUGUGUCAUUAUACAAAACAGUUCUAGGGGGUUGAACUACAUAGUAAAAAAAAAUAAAAUAAAAUAAUAGAACUUAGUGUAAAAUAAUUUUAUAAAUGAUCUUUUGUACUUUAGGACAUUAAAUUGUACAACUUUUGUAUAUAUAAAAGCUUAGGAACUUUCUGUUUAGCAGGAAGGCAACACAUUCCUACACUUUUAAUGUAUAUGUUUGUUAUAAUGUCCAUGUAAACAUAUGCCCUAUGUUUGUGCCUUUUUAAUUAGUUUGUCUCAAUAAACAAAAUGUAGAGAAAAAUAUGUAGCUAUGACUUUGUUACAGUUGUUCUUAUCCACAGUUCAAAGAUCUGUUUGUUUUUAAUAUGUAGAGCAUUAUGUGUGGACUACUGGAAGGACUAGAGCAGGGAAGGCCCAUGUCCAGCCCUGCUGAGGUCUGGAAUGGGCUGCCCAAUGGCCACACCUGGGGAGCAAGCUCAAGUCCCAGCAUGCAGUCCUGCAGCUAGGAUCUGGCUCUGCCUGCUGGUGUCUGCCAACUUUAUGGGCAGGCCUCCCCCAGGAAAAGAGGGUUGGGGAGGGAAGCAGAAGAGGCCUCUGAAAAUUCGCGAAGCCUCAGGCUUCCUUGAGAGUGGCCUCCAGGUAGCAGUCCUCAGUUGGGAAAGGGUUGGGCUCCCCUUGGGGUAGAAUGUGGUCAUUUGAACCCUGAGAGUAUUAGUUCUUUUUUUUAAAAAAAGUGGAGAUAUUUACUAGAAAUGAUUGUUUUAUCAACUCAUUGUAUAAUAAACAGGAGUGAGACUUCA
Phascolarctos cinereus (koala) is the source of this 4072-nucleotide messenger RNA. RefSeq names its product vascular endothelial zinc finger 1 (gene VEZF1). Lineage: Eukaryota; Metazoa; Chordata; Mammalia; Diprotodontia; Phascolarctidae. Gene Ontology annotation, biological process: regulation of transcription by RNA polymerase II. The record is from RefSeq and is a predicted model, not a curated record. Gene Ontology annotation, cellular component: nucleus. Gene Ontology annotation, molecular function: DNA-binding transcription factor activity, RNA polymerase II-specific.